Penicillium lagena is the source of this 1431-nucleotide messenger RNA. RefSeq lists its product as uncharacterized. Gene Ontology annotation, biological process: dephosphorylation. NCBI's taxonomy places the organism in Eukaryota, Fungi, Ascomycota, Eurotiomycetes, Eurotiales, Aspergillaceae. The coding region runs from base 1 to 1431 and encodes 476 amino acids. Gene Ontology annotation, molecular function: phosphatase activity. The record is from RefSeq and is a predicted model, not a curated record. The transcript has a single exon.
AUGCGCGCUUCACUUCAAUCCGGCCUCCUGGCGGCCUCGAUGGUGGCACCACUAGCUUCGGCUGAGCGUGUGCUGGGUGCAUACUUCUUCGUGCGCCACGGUGAUCGUACCGCCAAGAUCUCCGGCAACACUGUAUUGACCGACCUGGGCUACCACGAGGUCUUUGCGGCGGGCACUUUCUACAAUAACCGCUACAUCGACAACUCCUCGGCCAAGUAUAUCGAGGGCAUCAGCCCCAAUGUCGUCGACCUCACCCAGGUCCUCGCCUCGGCACCCUCGGAUGCGGUGUUGCAAAACUCCGGCACGGGUUUCAUGCAGGGCGUGUACCCUCCCGUCGGCCCGACCCUUGGCGAGAACAAGAUCGCCAACGGGACGACUGUUCAGUCGCCGCUGGGUGGCUACCAGCUGAUCCCGAUCUCCGUCGUUUCUACCGGCGAUGACAGCGAGAACUCGGCCUGGCUGGAGGGUGCCACGGGCUGCCCCAAGGCCACUGUCAGCAGCAAUGACUAUUUCUACUCCAGCGAGUACCUGGAGCUGCUCUCCUCUACCAACGACUUCUAUAAGUCCCUGGCGCCCAUGCUGACCGCGGCCUUCAACGAGUCCUCCACGUCUUACCUGAACGCCUACACGAUCUUCGACUACCUGAAUGUCGCCCGGAUCCACAACGCGUCGUUCCCACAUGAGGACCUGCUGACCGACGCGGCGUACGACCAGCUCCUGACCCUGGCCAAUGCCCACGAGUACGGCCUGGCCUACAAUGCCUCCGAACCCGUGCGGGCCAUUGCCGGUGCCUCUCUGGCCGGCGAGAUCCUGCAGGGCCUCAACGCCACCGUCACCGGCCAGGGUGAGCUGCUGGGCGUUCAGUUCGGCUCCUACGGUACCUUCCUCUCGCUCUUCGGGGUGAUGGGACUGCCCAAGGCCUCGGUGAAUUUCACCGGUAUCCCGGACUAUGCGUCCUCCGCGGUGUGGGAGCUGGUGACGAACGCGACUGGCAGCGGCAUCCCGAGCACCGAUGAUAUCAGCGUGCGCUUCACCUUCCAUAACGGUACCCUCACCGGAUCUGACGAGCCGGUGGCCUAUCCGCUGUACGGUACGAGGAACGAGCUGAUGUCCUGGUCCGACUUUGUGUCGGAGACCCAGAAGGUUGCCGUCACCAGCGACUCGGAGUGGUGCGACGUCUGCGGCCUCACAACGGGUACGUGCGCGACCUCGAGCUCGACCGCCUCUUCCACAUCCGACGACUCAUCCUCUGGUGGCUCUGGCGGGAUCUCGCGCCCCGUUGCUGGUGUCAUUGGCGCCAUGGUCACGCUGGCCGUCAUUCUGGGUCUGGAAGCGGUCUUCCUCCUGCUCGGUGGCUUCACCAUCGCCAAGCGGCGCAAGGGUAGUGUAGUCGAGAGCACGGGAGGUGCCAUGACCGAGGGCAAGAAAUAG